Molecule: messenger RNA, 6694 nt
Organism: Cynoglossus semilaevis (tongue sole)
Lineage: Eukaryota; Metazoa; Chordata; Actinopteri; Pleuronectiformes; Cynoglossidae
Product: slit homolog 1 protein-like
Exons: 41
Coding region: 402-5387 (1661 amino acids)
Biological process (GO): axon guidance; negative chemotaxis
Molecular function (GO): calcium ion binding; Roundabout binding; heparin binding
Source: RefSeq, a predicted model, not a curated record
CCCCCGUCCCACUCGGUGACACGGGCCCCACAGGUUUGACAUGGUCCCGUGGACGACACUCUGAUGGACAAGUGUAAAAGUAUUUUUUCAGCCGACAACAAUACGAGCCGGUCCGUACAGCAGGUUUACAUCCUGUUGGCUCCACUUCACUGUCACUCCGACGGCUGGGAAUUCUUUCCGCUCCGCACUUCCUCGUCCUGGUGAUACGGUAAACACAAAAGGUAAAGGCUGCCGUUCCUCCUGGGGAUUUCAAAAUAAAAGAGCCAGACCGUAUUUGAAUUUCAAAGCCUCGUCUGUGAAUUCAUCACGGACUGAGUUACUGCUGUGGCCUUCAGGUCCCGUCAGUCUCACCGGAAUCUCCGGCACCGUAUGUGGCUCACUGUUCACUGCACAAUGACUCAAUGAAAAGUGGAGGGGAGAGGCAGGCCCACUGUACCCCUGAGAGAGGGGAGAGAGAGAGAGAGAGGCAGAGAGAGAGAGAGCAGGGAGCACACAGGAGAGUGGAAGGCAGAGAGGAGAAGGAAGCCGUGAAGCCGCGGACAACAGAAAGAGGAGGAUAUACUUGUCGUCUCCCCCCCCCUCCUCUCAUUCUCUCUCUCAAAGGCCACUCUGGGAUCAAGUGGCAGUCGUUCAGUUCCAGCUCAGCUCCACCAGUGGUCUCUCAGUGGUCCGGCCUCCAGCACCUGCAGGGUUGUGGACUUCCGCGGGACGACAGGAAUGCCUGCUGGGACAGUGUCUGGGUCGGGGGCCACAGUAGCGCACGCCUCCAGCUGGGCUCUUCAGACCGGGACGUGGAGGAUGCUGGCGUGGAGUGCGGGCGUGCGGCUGCAGCGCUGCUGCUGCUGUCAGCUGGCGGAUGCGCGGAGGCGUGUCCGGCGCCGUGCACCUGCCUGGGCAGCACGGUGGACUGUCACAACCUGGGCAUCCACGCUGUUCCCAAGAACAUCCCCAAGGCUGCGGAGAGACUUGAUCUGAAUGGAAACAACCUGACCAUCAUCACCAAGACAGACUUCUCUGGACUGAAACACCUCAGAGUCCUUCAUCUGAUGGAGAACCAAAUUGUCAACAUCGAGAGAGGAGCUUUUGACGAUCUGAGGGAGCUGGAACGACUUCGUCUCAACAAGAACCGCCUGAACCACAUCCCUGAGCUGCUGUUUCAGAAGAACGAGGCUCUGGCUCGACUGGAUCUGAGUGAAAAUGUCAUCCAGGCUGUUCCACGCAGAGCAUUCAGAGGAGCCACAGAACUGAAAAAUCUUCAGCUGGACAAGAACCACAUCAGCUGCAUCGAGGAGGGAGCGUUCAGGGCGCUGCGUUCUCUGGAAGUGCUUACUCUGAACAACAACAACAUCAGCAGCAUUCCCGUCUCCAGUUUCAACCACAUGCCCAAGCUCCGCACCUUUCGUCUCCACGCUAACUCCCUGCGCUGUGACUGUCAUCUGGCCUGGUUGUCUCCGUGGUUACGGCAGCGGCCGGCGUUGGGCCUCUUCACCCAGUGCAGUUCUCCUCCCAAACUGAGGGGUCUCAACCUGGCCGAGCUGCGCAAGACUGACUUUUCGUGCUCAGGAAACGGCGGCAGUGCCUUCGUCCAGCCCUGCAGCCUGGCGUCUGGAUCCUGUCCUCCGAUGUGUUCCUGCAGCAACAACAUUGUGGACUGUAGGGGGCGGGGCCUGACUGCAAUCCCCGCCCACCUUCCUGAGGCCAUGACUGAGAUCCGUCUGGAGCAGAAUGGCAUCAAGUCAGUUCCUCCAGGUGCCUUCACCUCCUACAAGAAGCUUCGUCGAAUAGACCUGAGCAACAACCAGAUCUCUGACAUCGCUCCGGACGCUUUCCACGGCCUCAAAGCUCUGAAUUCACUGGUUCUGUACGGUAACAAGAUCACUGAGCUGCCCAGUGGAGUCUUUGAUGGUCUGGCCUCACUGGAGCUGCUGCUCCUGAACGCCAACAAAAUCCACUGCAUCCGAGCGACCGUGUUCAAGGACCUGGAGAACCUGGCUCUGCUGUCGCUCUACGACAACAAGCUCCAGAGUUUGGCCAAAGGCACCUUCAGCUCCCUGCUCAGCAUCCAGACGCUCCACCUGGCCCAGAACCCUUUCGUCUGCGACUGUAACGUCAAGUGGCUGGCCGACUUCCUGCGCUCCAACCCCAUAGAGACCAGCGGGGCGCGCUGUGCCAGUCCACGCCGCCUCGCGAACAAGCGCAUCGCACAGAUCAAAAGCAGCAAAUAUAGGCCGCACGCCAAAGAACAGUAUUACAUCCCAGGCUCCGAGGACCGGCGGUUGAGCUACGAGUGUAACAGUAAGCCCGUCUGUCCCGCCAAAUGUCGCUGCGAGGCCAACGUGGUCGACUGCUCCAACCUCAGACUCACCACGUUCCCAGAACACCUGCCGUCCUCCACUGAAGAGCUGCGUCUCAACAACAACGACCUCUCCGUCCUGGAGGCCACCGGAGCCUUCAAGGGUCUGACGCAGCUGAAGAAAAUUAAUUUGAGCAACAACAAAAUCUCCGACAUCGAGGACGGAGCUUUUGACGGAGCCUCCUCGGCGGUGGAGCUCCACCUCACAGCCAAUCACCUGGAGUCUGUGAGGGGCAGCAUGUUCAGGGGCAUGGAGGGACUACGGAUGCUGAUGCUGCGGAACAACAAGAUCAGCUGUAUCCACAACAGCAGCUUCACAGGACUGACCAACGUCAGGCUGCUGUCACUGUACGACAACCAGCUGAGAACCAUCCUGCCCGGAGCCUUCGACACGCUGCCCAACCUGUCCACUCGGAACCUGCUGGCCAAUCCCUUCAACUGCGACUGUCGUCUGUCCUGGUUCGGUGUUUGGCUCCGGAGUCGACACAUCGUCACAGGGAAUCCUCGCUGCCAGGGUCCGGCUUUUCUCCGAGAGAUCCCACUGCAGGAUGUGGCGGUGCCCGACUUCCGCUGCGAGGAUGGAUCGGUACUGGAGGACAGCAGCUGUGCUGCAGGGACUCAGUGUCCGAGUCAGUGCACCUGCGUGGACACGGUGGUUCGCUGCAGUAACAAACACCUACAGGCUCUUCCCAGAGGACUGCCGCGAAAUGUCACAGAGCUAUACCUGGAUGGAAACCAGUUCACCAGUGUCCCUAAAGAACUGGCCACCUUCAGAUAUCUGCAGCUGGUAGACUUGAGCAACAAUAAAAUCAGUUCCCUGUCGGACGACUCCUUCUCCAACAUGGUACAGCUCACCACGCUGAUCCUCAGUUACAACUCCCUCCGCUGUAUCCCUCCACUGGCUCUGGGCGGCCUGCGCUCACUAAGACUUCUCUCUCUCCAUGGCAACGACAUCUCUGAGCUUCAGCAGGGCAUCUUCAACGACGUGGCCUCCCUGUCUCACCUUGCCAUCGGAGCCAACCCUCUGUACUGUGACUGCCGUCUGCUCUGGCUCUCAGACUGGGUGAAGAGCGGCUACAAGGAGCCCGGCAUCGCCCGCUGCGCGGGGCCCCGCGGCAUGGAGGGCAAACUGCUGCUGACCACGCCGGCUGAUGAGGUUCCGUGGGACGCAGCCGUCCAGUCCAAAUGUAGUCCGUGUGUGUCCUCUCCCUGUCAGAACCAGGGCGUCUGUCAACCUCAUCACACACAGCUGUACACCUGUAGCUGCAGGACUGGGAACAGAGGUAAACACUGUGAGACGCCCGUGGACGCCUGUGUCAGUAAUCCCUGCACCAACGGAGGAACGUGUCUGAGUGACGAGCAGACCGCAGGGUUCAGCUGCGCGUGUGCGUAUGGUUUCCACGGCAUGUUCUGCGAAGUGAAUGUGGACGACUGUCCGGACCACGGGUGCGAGAAUGGCGCCACCUGUGUGGAUGGAGUCGGGAACUACACCUGCUUAUGCCCUCCAAACUACACAGGUCUGCUGUGUGAAGAGGAGGAGGGGGCGUGUUCCCCCGGGAGGAACCCCUGUAAGCACCAGUCUACCUGCAUCAGCAGUCCUGCAGGGCCCAGGUGUGUGUGUAUCCCUGGCUGGGUGGGGCCCAACUGUGGCAUAGAUUACAACGAGUGUGUGGACCACCGCUGUCAGAAUGGAGCCCGGUGUGUGGACCACCUGGACGGCUACAGCUGCGUCUGUCCACAGGGAUACAGCGGACAGUUCUGUGAAGCAGCCGUCUCUCCUCCGUCACCCUGCCAGCUGGCUCGCUGUCAGAACGACGCCACCUGUGUGGAGAAGUCAGGCGUAGCGGUGUGUCAGUGUCCUCCAGGGUUUGAGGGUCAGAGCUGUGAGAAGCUGGUCAGUGUCAACUUUGUGGACAGAGACUCUUACGUUCAGCUUCAGGAUGUCAAGAACUGGCCUCAGGCCAACAUCACGCUGCAGGUGUCGACAGCUGAAGACAACGGAAUCCUCCUCUACAACGGAGACGACGAGCCAAUCGCUGUGGAGCUUCAUCAGGGUCACGUCAGGGUCACCUACGAUCCUGGGAACCAGGCAACUACUGCUAUCUACAGCACUGAGACCGUGAACGACGGGCGAUUCCACACAGUCGAGCUGCUGACCUUUAACCACAUGGUGAACCUGUCAGUGGACGGAGGAGAACCCACCAACCAGGAGGCCCCCCUGUUUUUUGGAGGUAUGCCAGAGGAGGUGCUGCCCUCGUCUGUGGGCGCCUCCUCCCAGACCGUCAACAUGUCCAGUUUCCACGGCUGCAUCAGAAACCUGUACAUCAACCACGAGCUGCAGGAUUUCACCCGCAGCCACAUGAAGACCGGCGUGGUGCCCGGCUGCCAGGCCUGCCUGAAGAUCCGCUGCCUCCACGGCGUCUGCCAUCCUGACACCGCACAGUGUCGCUGUCACACAGGCUGGACGGGUCAGCAGUGCGACCAGCCAAUCACAGGAGGCCUCGCUGGGACGGACGUCGUCACCACAGCAACAGGUGUCGACCCCUGUGCGGGCAGCAAGUGCAUCAACGGCAUCUGUGUGACGCUGGACGCACAGUCGUACCGCUGCAACUGCAAGGAGGGAUACUACGGUACUCUGUGCAACCUGCAGGGGGAGCCCGCGGGGUCCUGUCAGGGAUUGCCGUGCACGAACGGCCAGUGUCAGCAGACACAGGACGGGCUGCGCUGCUUGUGUGAGCCGGGGUACACAGGGGAAAGCUGUGAAGUAGCGUCUCCUUGUCGUGGAGAGCCAAUGAGAGACUUCCACCGUGUACAGCGUGGGACCGCCCAGUGCCAGACCUCCAAGACCUUCUCCUGGGUCGAAUGUCGCGGCGGUUGCCAGGCGGACGCCGGGCCUGGCGUGUCCGCCGCUGCCCCCUGCUGCGCUCCUCUGAGGCUGCGACGUCGGCGGCUGACGUUUGAAUGUGACGACGGGACGUCGUUUACGCAGGACGUGGAGAAACCCGUGGAAUGCGGCUGCAAGGAGUGUGCGUAGCACUGUGAACGGUACACACGCACGCAGUUUCCCAAACACAGGAAAAGGUACACACACAGUUACCGUGGAGAGGACGUUGUCUGUGUUUGUCUUGUUGUGUGUUCACGGCGCUCGGACGCAGAUUCUGUAGCAUCGCGCUCGCAGGUCUUUCCCCCGUUUUUUCACCGUCAUCGUAAAAUCCUCCUCAUCUGCUGCUGGAUAACCGUCACUAACUACCUUCACCAGCUGCUUGUUAACACCGUGUGUGUGUGUAUGGGUGUGUGUGUGUGUGUGUGUGUAUAUAGACUGUAUACCUACCGUGUCUCCAGUUACUGCAGCAAACAAGUACAAGUACAAGCUACGUGUGUAGUACACGGUUCACAGUUGUACCAUCACUUCUAAUAAUGAGUAGCGGUCUUUACCUCAGCCCAGUCAGGUGUCUGCAGCGUGUUUGUGUUUUUUUUUGUCGACCAAAGUUUAUCUCCAGCCAAUCAGAAGACCAACAGAAAAACAAACGACUGAUUAAACCUCAGCGUGGACUCAGACCGUCCGUUCCCGCCGUUUCUCUUUCUGUUGUCACAGAUUUGAGACGUGAGGCUCGGCGUCAGUACAGAGUGAGAACAUAGACCUGUGUCUGCAGACAUUUGUUGGUUUCUCUUUGUUCUCCCAGAUAAAAACUGUACGGUUCAACGUUGGCUGCGUUCAGGUUUUUAAAUCCGUCCUUUCUGUUUGUCACUCAGACCUAAUGACAUCGUACGUCAACGCAGUAGAGAACAGUUUUCAACGUGUACUUUUACAGAGUAAAGACUGGAUUAAAGUAAAGACGGACGUUUAAAAAGAGAGAAGACAGGAAGUUAGCGUUUAGCAUUUAGCCACAGGGGAGGUAACAGUUUAAGGCCACGUAGAAGAAGAAAAAGUCGACUUUUAGGAGUUUGAUCGGUCGUUACGUCAGUAUUUUCCCGUCGGUCUCUGUCGCCAGUUUUAGCUCCGCGUGACGUCAGUUUAUCAAAUGGACGUCAAUCAAAUCUGGACAGAAGUAAAUGACACACGUAAGAAGGAGAGUGAACGUGAGUGGGCAGCGGAUGUGAUUGACAGCUCAGUGUGGUGCCAUGGCAACAAGACGUUACAGGUGUUGACCAUCACAGUGCCCUUUGACCUACUUGGGAACCCAUAACUUUUUUGCAGCUAAAUUAACAUAAACAUAAACAUAUUUUAAAAAAAAAGAAAUCCAAAAAGUUCCAAAAGAUUGACAAAUAUUUGUUCCACAUCAUUUCAGUUCAGGUUACUUUCAUGAUACUGUCACGAUAUAAAGUUUUGUAUUUUUUAUU